AUGGCUUCAAUACGUAGCAUCAUCCAAUGCAUCUUACUCCUCACCCUCACACGACCUUCUAUCUCUACCGAAGCAAACGAUCAAGACCAGGAGACUCAAGUUGACCAAGAUGCAUUUCAACAUCUUCUAGCCCAGGUCGACCCACCAGCCCUACAUGCCGCCCUUCACGACUUCUCCCCCAGAAAGUUCGCCCAUGGGAUGUUUCCUGAAGAUCGGACAGCGGUCGAGGCUAUACACAGGGAGGAGCCCGACAUUGCAACCGGCAUACUGAAGAUGGCCAAACUUGGCAAACGUCAGGUCGCAAAUGGAACCCUCACAACAUCCACAUCUCCACCGGAAUCCCAGGUACCAGCUACCACGCGGGUGGCUCCAGUGCCUCAAGGCUCUGAGACUUCUUCCUCUGCAGUAGAAAGCUUUCAAAGCACGCUUGCAACCCAGACAUCAAGCCCAGCCGUCAACUCGCCAACGCCUACGUCGUCUGGUUCUGCAUCUCUCACAGCAGGUCAGGUCGUCACCACCACUAACGCCGCUGGCUUGACAAUCGUUUCAACCGUCGGAGGGGGUGCAACCACCCUAUCACCUUCUGCUUCGUCUUCAUCCGGCCCAGUUCAGGGUCCAUCUUCAAUCACCUCAACUCUUCUGCACACAAGUACAUUACCUAAUGGCGACCAAUCAACGAUCACAGCGAUCACAGUGGUCGCACCUAGCGCGGGAGCCGAGACACCCUCCGGUACCGCUGGUGCGGGCGCAGGAAAGACUACCAGCGGACAGCCUGGGUUACAGACAGGCGAAGCAGCAAUGACGAGAGGCUGCGGCAAGGAGAUGGUUGUGGUCUUGGGAGCGGCUGUGGGUGUUGCAUUCAUGCUAUGA
Bacidia gigantensis is the source of this 870-nucleotide messenger RNA. RefSeq lists its product as uncharacterized. Bases 1 to 870 code for a protein of 289 amino acids. The transcript has a single exon. The record is from RefSeq and is a predicted model, not a curated record. NCBI's taxonomy places the organism in Eukaryota, Fungi, Ascomycota, Lecanoromycetes, Lecanorales, Ramalinaceae.